GGCGUUGGCGGAGGAUCUGUGAUGAUCAGCUGAGCCCGCUCCUCCCGCUCCUCCGGCUUCCUCCUCCUCCUCCCGCCGCCGUCCGGCGCCCCCAGCGCGCCCCAACCGCCGAGCCGCCCGCCCGCCCGCCCGCCCGGCCGAAGCAUGUCCAAGCCCAGCGACCACAUCAAGCGCCCCAUGAACGCCUUCAUGGUGUGGUCCCGCGGCCAGCGGCGCAAGAUGGCCCAGGAGAACCCCAAAAUGCACAACUCGGAGAUUAGCAAGCGGCUGGGAGCGGAGUGGAAGUUGCUCUCCGAGGCGGAGAAACGUCCUUACAUCGACGAGGCCAAGCGGCUGCGGGCGCAGCACAUGAAGGAGCAUCCCGACUACAAGUACAGACCCCGGCGCAAGCCCAAGAACCUGCUCAAAAAGGACAGCCAGUUCAGCUCCAGCGCCAUUCAGAAGAUGACUGAGGUUCCUCACACCUUAGCCACCAGCACCCUGCCCUACGCCUCCACCUUGGGAUACCAGAACGGGGCGUUUGGCAGCUUGAGCUGCCCCAGCCAACAUACCCACACUCACCCCUCGCCAACUAACCCGGGCUAUGUCGUGCCAUGUAACUGUACCGCUUGGUCGGCUUCCAGUUUGCAACCUCCAGUUGCCUACAUAUUAUUCCCAGGCAUGACCAAGACUGGGAUAGACCCUUAUUCUUCAGCACAUGCGACUGCCAUGUAACACCCACCCACACCCCCACAGGCGUGUGUGUGCGUGUUCCCCUUCCACGGGUGGCAGCUGGAACUGGGAUUCCUUCGUGUGCAUGUACAUAAAACCUACAGAAGCAAAAGGUCGCCCCGAAACAGGACUCUGGUGGCGGCCACCGGGCCGGGACAGACGCGGACGCUGCUCUCCGGAGAUGCUCUCGCCUAAAGCUCAACCUGAGAGCUGGC
Molecule: messenger RNA, 926 nt
Organism: Columba livia (rock pigeon)
Lineage: Eukaryota; Metazoa; Chordata; Aves; Columbiformes; Columbidae
Gene: SOX14
Product: SRY-box transcription factor 14
Exons: 2
Coding region: 145-714 (189 amino acids)
Biological process (GO): regulation of DNA-templated transcription; cell differentiation; anatomical structure morphogenesis
Molecular function (GO): DNA-binding transcription factor activity, RNA polymerase II-specific; RNA polymerase II cis-regulatory region sequence-specific DNA binding
Source: RefSeq, a predicted model, not a curated record